Messenger RNA from Urocitellus parryii (Arctic ground squirrel), 3162 nucleotides. The record is from RefSeq and is a predicted model, not a curated record. NCBI's taxonomy places the organism in Eukaryota, Metazoa, Chordata, Mammalia, Rodentia, Sciuridae.
GCUCCUCUCCCGCUGGCGGAGUCGCCCACCGCGGCCAGCCCAGCUGGGGGCACCUGCCCAGGCCGUGGGCGCAGGUGUGGGAGGCACUGCUGACCCUGAUCUUCUUCCCGGUGUGCGUGGUGUUCGCCUGGAUGGCCGACAAGCGGCUGCUGUUCUACAAGUACGUUUACAAGCGCUACCGCACUGACCCGCGCAGCGGCAUCAUCAUUGGCGCUGAGGGCGACCCGCCCAAGAGCAUCGAGCUGGACGGCACGUUUGUGGGCAGCGAGGCACCAGGCGAGCUGGGCGGCCUGGGCCCGGGCCCUGCCGAGGCCCGCGAGCUGGACGCCAGCCGCCGCGAGGUCAUCCAGAUCCUCAAGGACCUCAAACAGAAGCACCCAGACAAGGACCUGGAGCAGCUGGUGGGCAUCGCCAACUACUACGCGCUACUGCACCAGCAGAAGAGCCGCGCCUUCUACCGCAUCCAGGCCACGCGGCUGAUGACCGGCGCGGGCAAUGUGCUGCGGCGACACGCGGCCGACGCCUCACGCAGAGCCACCCCUGCUGAUGGCCCUGGAGAGGAUGAGGAUGACGGUGCCAGCCGCAUCUUCUUCGAGCCCAGCCUGUACCACUGCCUGGAGAACUGCGGCUCCGUGCUGCUGUCGGUCACCUGCCAGGGUGGCGAGGGCAACAGCACCUUCUACGUGGACUACCGCACGGAGGACGGCUCAGCCAAGGCGGGCUCCGACUACGAGUACAGCGAGGGCACGCUGGUGUUCAAGCCAGGCGAGACGCAGAAGGAGCUGCGCAUCGGCAUCAUCGACGACGACAUCUUCGAGGAGGACGAACACUUCUUCGUGCGGCUGCUGAACCUGCGCGUGGGCGACGCGCAGGGCAUGUUCGAGCCUGACGGUGGGGGGCGGCCCAAGGGGCGACUAGUGUCGCCGCUGCUGGCCACCGUCACCAUCCUGGACGACGACCACGCGGGCAUCUUCUCCUUCCAGGACCGCCUGCUGCACGUGAGCGAGUGCAUGGGCACCGUGGACGUGCGCGUCGUGCGCAGCUCUGGCGCGCGUGGCACUGUGCGCCUCCCCUACCGCACAGUGGACGGCACGGCGCGUGGCGGCGGCGUGCACUAUGAGGACGCCUGCGGCGAACUUGAGUUCGGCGACGAUGAGACUAUGAAGACCCUGCAGGUGAAGAUCGUGGACGACGAAGAGUACGAGAAGAAGGACAACUUCUUCAUCGAGCUGGGCCAGCCCCAGUGGCUUAAGCGAGGGAUUUCAGCUCUGCUACUCAACCAAGGGGAUGGGGACAGGAAGCUGACAGCCGAGGAGGAGGAGGCCCGGAGGAUUGCGGAGAUGGGCAAGCCAGUGCUGGGGGAGAACUGCCGGCUGGAGGUCAUCAUCGAGGAGUCCUACGACUUCAAGAACACAGUGGAUAAACUCAUCAAGAAGACAAACCUGGCCUUGGUGAUUGGGACCCACUCCUGGAGGGAGCAGUUUUUGGAGGCCGUCACAGUGAGCGCAGGGGACGAGGAGGAGGAAGAGGACGGGUCCCGGGAGGAGCGGCUGCCCUCCUGCUUCGACUACGUCAUGCACUUCCUGACGGUGUUCUGGAAGGUGCUCUUCGCCUGCGUGCCCCCCACCGAGUACUGCCACGGCUGGGCCUGCUUCGGCGUCUGCAUCCUGGUCAUCGGCGUGCUCACCGCGCUCAUCGGCGACCUGGCCUCGCACUUUGGCUGCACUGUGGGCCUCAAGGACUCUGUCAAUGCCGUGGUCUUCGUGGCCCUGGGCACCUCCAUCCCUGACACCUUCGCCAGCAAGGUGGCGGCGCUGCAGGACCAGUGUGCGGACGCGUCCAUCGGCAACGUGACGGGCUCCAACGCCGUGAACGUCUUCCUGGGCCUGGGCGUGGCCUGGUCGGUGGCCGCCGUGUACUGGGCGGUGCAGGGCCGCCCCUUCGAGGUGCGCACGGGCACGCUGGCCUUCUCCGUCACGCUCUUCACCGUUUUCGCCUUCGUGGGCAUCGCCGUGCUGCUCUACCGGCGCCGGCCGCACAUCGGCGGCGAGCUGGGCGGCCCGCGCGGACCCAAGCUCGCCACCACCGCGCUCUUCCUGGGCCUCUGGUUCCUCUACAUCCUCUUCGCCAGCCUCGAGGCUUACUGCCACAUCCGGGGUUUCUAGGGCCCUGCCUCCGCGGGACUCGGCUGCACCUGCUCUCGGACCCUCGGUCUCGUUCUCCAGACUCAGCUUGAACGCUGGGACUCAGCUCCUUCCUCCGCCAAGACAGGGCCGCCGCCUCCUGGGUUUCAGCUUCCCUUUUCCUGGGAUCCCAUUGCCCCCUGUCCUUUGUCCCCAGUGACUCAGGCCCCCCACCCCCCGAGUUCCCCUGCCUCCUCUGAGGAAAACCUCUGUUGUUACCCUAACUCCAGCCCACCCUGGUUGCUUACAUCCCCGGGGAAACGUCCACCUCGAGGCCCCUCCCAUAGAACCACCCCAGCGACCAUUCCUCCAGAGAGCCCAGCGUCUCUUCCUCCCAGACGCCCAGCCUAACUGUCCCAUAGUCUCCCUUCCCCCAACGACACCCCCCUUCAGUGCCCAGAACUUGCCCUUCCCGGGAAGCCUUGGCGGUGCGGGUCCAUCCCAGGAGGCCAGAGCGCAGCCCUUCCCCAGCCCUCAGGGAGCCCAGUCGGCCCAAGGGGGCAGGUGGGUGGGUGUGCUAGGGGGUUCCUCCCCGGGGCUGCGGGAGGACACUGACCCCGAGCCGGGGAGGGAGGGAGAAGCCUGGUUUCCUCCCAAGGCUCCGGCUGGAGGAGGCACGACUCAACCCGCAACUUCUCACAUUCCAGCGCCCUACUUGCCCUCCACUACCUCUGGGAGCCCAGCCACGCCUUGGAGGGAGGGGCCUGUGUGUGUAUAUAGUGUGUUUGGGGGAGGGGGGACUCGGGAGGGUGCAUGUCUUGGGAAAGGGGUGACAGGCUUUCUGUUUCAGAGGGCAGCAGACUCCCUCAGCCUUGAGAUCCGGCUUUGGGAAGGAGACUGGGGGUCAAAGGGAUUCCAGCCCAUCUCCCCUGACAAUCUAGAAGGUUCAUUUUGCCCUCAGUGCCAGCCAAUUUGGGCAGGACCCUCGAAGAGGACCGAGGGUCCCAGAGGACCAAUGCUACAAGCCAGCAAAUGCUGC